AUGAAGGCAUUUUUCCUCGUUGCUGCUUUGUUGCUAGGUACCUCUAGCGCAAAUCCACAGGCAUCAAAAAGAACUCUAACUUGUUCAAGUAAGAGAAUAAUAAUCGCCUUUACAAUUUUUUGUUUUUCGAACUCCUUUAACUUGACUAAAAUCUUUCAUUUUUAUUUGUGGUUAAAAAUAGUAGUAUUAAAUAACACAUGCCUAUAAUUGAACUGUGAUCCUGCCCAAUUGAGUUAAAAAGAAGUUUUUUUCUGAUAAAAGGAUACAAGAACAGCACUCACUGGUUAUUUUACCAGUUGUUUUAGGCUUGGGUCAAUAGCCUUACCCGCCAGGUUAGAAAAUGAAAAUAGUUUAUUGGUGGUUACGGUGGACAGGGCCUGAGGAAAUGGAACUUUAGCAUUUAGAAGUAAAUUUUCAUUAGCACACAGAAGUAACUCGUUGUCCUUAUUUUCAGUAAGGCCCGUGAUAUGUUAUGCGACUCUUUUUUUUUUUUCACAAAUUUGGGAUGCAUACAUGAACAGCGGCGAGUCAUACUCUACUCUAGCGCAUUGUCGUUACCUCGGCCACAUGCACGCAGGCCAAACUGUGUGGUUUCAGUACAAUAGCGUCGGAAUUGGUCACUUAUCUUACGACUAGGAUAAACUUUCUUCAUCGUUUUUCAAUAACAUUGUUUUUUUUUUAUUCAACAUAAACCCUUUUUACUUGUUAAAUUAUUGUUUUUUGUCGAAUCGUAUUUAUUUAUUUAUUUAUUUAUUUAUUUAGAAUUUCCGCGUCAGCUAUCAGGAAGACUCUAUUUGGUGAGAGGAACUUUUUUAUAUUAAACUCCCCAUUCGACUGAACAAACUAGUGAGUAAUAACCAAAUAUGCAAGCGAAUAUAACUGUUCAGUGCGAAAGCACAUUGACGAAUUGAACAACUAGCAAAAAUUGAGCAUCCACAGUCCUCGUGCCACUUCAACCGAAAACAAGUCACUACAGAUUUUUUACCUAACUACUUUUGAAGUUGUUGUCACCUAUUUUUCCCUUUAUGUCACUGCUUAAACAAAACAUGAAAAACAUGAGAAUGAGGAACAUGAUCUUCUCUCUUGUCUUUCUUUUCCUUUUCUAUUGGUGGAGAAAGGGGUUAUUAGAAUACUGAUGAUCGUAAUAGCAGCAAUUAAAGUCUUGAGCGGGAGUGCUUAAUAUAUGAAUCUAUAUAGAGGGUUUAGAUAGUGUUCAAGUUUGUUCAAAGUUAUUUUGCCAUUUCUAUUGAAACAGAAGUAGAAAAACAUCCAGAAUUUUGCUAAUAAAACUUUCUAUGCUAUUCACCAUGACAAAAAUAUUUUAAACUCGUGCAAAAAUUUGUCUGCAUGGAUACUACUUUCAGUACCAAUUCCCAAGAAAGGUUUUGAGGUUGGACUUAUAAUAUCUUAUUCUUUUUUGUUAAUAUACCCUCCAUAUCCAUGCAUGAUUCAGAGAGGAGACAUGCCUUUCAUCGGAAUUAUAUUGAAAACCAUGAAGUCAGUCCAAACAUCAAAGAUAAGCAUCUUAUCUUGGAGAACAGCAAAAACUCUAUUAGGACUUUUCUCAGCAGAAAAUCAAACGUAAGAAAACUUCCGAUUUUAACUUGUAGACCGAAGAACAGGGUACGUACGACGUGAGAUUCAAUUUGGACAUUGACAAACAGUUUUUCCAAGCAGAGUUUACGGAACAUGGGGAGAAAUUUUCAAUGUAUUUGGACCAAAAAAAUGUAAGUAUUUUUAAGCAUUUAUUUUGGGAGAUUUGAAAUGUUUUUCGUCUUGUCUGUCGUCAGAAUAAGAUUUAGGCCCUGUCCACACUAAUGCGGUUUCAAACGUAUGCGGUUUUGUUGUCAUCGAAAACGGAUCGAUCGAUUCGAGUCACCACUACCGUUUUGACUCUUUUUGUGACUGUUCACAAAAAAACGUCCGAAAACGAUAGGAAUGUGUACUUUGUGACGUAAGUUGAACUCUAUGCGCAUGCUAUAAACACACGCGCCAGCGAUAUUUUCGUUCAUCGUUUUCAUGCGUAUUUGAUCCGUUUUCCACUGUUUUCGACCGUCCACACUAAUACGAUCGUUUUGAUCCACUUUCAACGGCAUUUUCAAAUUGAUGAGUUUUCGAUGAAAACGCUUAGCAUAUAAGUGUGGACGGAAGAGGGCCUAAACGCAUCGAAAUGUAUUCGUUUUCAAACAAAAAUGAAUUAGUGUGGACCAGGCCUUAGUUAUCAGAUCUAGAUCAUGACGGCAAAUGACAAACGUUAACUUGUACCUCUACGUGAGUUUUUCCGUCUACAUGUCAUUAACUGCUCAUUAUCUCUAUACAGAUAUUAGUAGGUUCAAAACAGAUUGAUUCAUACAGUCGCAUUUUGUGAACAUUAUAACCAAAGGAUUAUACCUGGUCAGGGAGUUUCAAAGUUAACAUAAAUUACAGCAUCGUUGUUUUCAUCUUUGAUGUUAUUUGCCGCCUUUAUAAUCAGUCCUCUCUCCCAUCCAUGAUUAGACUUCAAAAACUCACCAUUUGCUACUGUGUAUGAGCUUUCUAAAUGUUUACUGUUCUAAAAUUUUUGAUGUUUUGUAGAACAAGUAUUACUUGGUCCACCCGGGAGGGUGCAUCGCUGGCGACCCUAGCACGGCACCCGCGAUGUUCCCGCUCAACCCCGGAGAAGUGAGCCAAUAUCUAACACCAGUUGCCUCUGGUAAACUCGGAUUAAAUGGAGCUUCUGUUAACCUGUAUUCAGUCAAAACAGAUGAAGGUAAGAAUUCAGAGAGAUGCAUUGCCUUUCUUGUUAGUGCCAUAAAUAAAGCUAGUAACAGAUUCAGGUUUUGACUAAUCCUAAAGAAGAUAAUUAUUUCGUUAAGUAAAUGCAAAGAAUAUCAUCGCAGUUGAAGACGAUACUUAAUAUACCAUUGCGAAAAGAAAGCCAGACGAAAUUUCAUGCUUUUCGGGAAAGGUUGCGUCUUUAACUGCGAUGAUCUUGUUUGUAUUUAUUUCUUCUUCGCGGUUCAGCUUUAUGAAAUUCAUACACAGCAUACACUCAUAAUUUCAUAUUUCAUCACAGCAACUCAGAUGGCCAGAUUACCACUAACCAGCAUUGUCCUGUAACAAGUGGAAAAAUCAGUUUACUGUUUUUCUACUUGGUAUUCAAAACUGUUACUGAUACAGGUCUACACAGGAUCCAGUUGUCUUUACUGGUGUUUUGCUGUAGUUUUGACUUUAUUUGUGUUUUUGAUACAAAUUGUCCCUAAAGCCUGGGGUCGUUUCUCUGCACAAUUACCCGGACAUACUCGCGGCCUUAAUCUGCAACCCCUAGCCUACUUUUUCCCUCCAUGAGAGAUGAAAACAUCAACUAGAACAAGCUAUAAUUCCUGAGGAGAAAAUGCAUUAGAAUGGUCACACAUUAUACUACUAACCGCGAUGAAUUCUGUUUUUCAGGUUCCGGUAUGGUGACUUUGGAGGGUGGUGAUACUUGCAUUCCAGUGACCUUUGCCUAUCAUGACGAUUCCAGUUCGGACUAUGCAAGGUACGUAACGUUGCUCAUCACUAAUUUCGAGUUUUUUUUAGUCCGAUCAUCUGGUUUAAUAGGCAUCAAACAGUAUUUUGCCUACCCAUGGUAUGGGCGCAAAUUGUGAAAUCGCAACUUAAACAAACGGCAACCACAAUCUGGGUGUUCCCACGUUCUUUCGACACUACCUAAUUCCCACACUGACAAAUAAGCCUUCCCUUCCCUAUCACCUUUUAGAGUUGUUGUUUCGCUGUUCAAGUUGUCUGUAAAAAACAGCAAACAAGCCAACUUGGCAAAUAUUUGUUAGGUAUUUAUUGAGAAGAACACUUGAAUUGACAAAUCAAUUAGCACUUGUACAAAGCUGAAAUAGCAGAAAAUCUAAAACAUCUUCCGUCGACAAACUGCCAAUUACCUGGAUUUUAAAAUGCCAUCAGUUCACUUCUUAAUUAUGGUCUCAGUCUUAUGCAAAUAGCUUGAAAUACAAUGAAAUAGAAUAAAAUAAACAAUGAAGGGCAUGGUCGGAGGAGGGGUUGAAUCCAGUUUUAUUUCUCCGCCAAAAUAUAGCACAUUUCAUGAAAGUUUCUAACAACCAAUGCUGUUACCGAUUGUAGCAGUAGGUUGUUAUUAGAUCUCCCACGAAGAAGUGUUAGUCCCGUCAGUAUACGCAAGGGUUUACCACCGUCAAAAGUAAUCACGUGUAUUCCCCAAGUGGGGAAAAAUGCAAAAGGCUUCAGUAUCUUGUCAAAGGGUACUUGUAACAUGAAACCCGCUCCAAGGAAACAGACAACAGCUUGCACAGGAGUUUUAACGAUAAAACUUCUAGUUUUAUCCUUGGCCAAAAGAUCUGUACUUUUUUGGUUGGCCCCCAGGGGAAAAUUCCUGCUACACAACAUAUUGAGUGGUUCAUUCCCACACCCCUUGGAAUUAUAUAACUCCUACCUAAGAUAUCCAUCUUAAAUAAUGAUUACUUACUUUAUAUCUAGUUAUUUUGACUUGCAACCUGAGGUGGACCCCAAGAAGAUGAAAAUACCCGAGGAGUGCAUAAAUGGUCAUCGCUCUAUUCCAGCAAGACUUGUACGCAUAAGCGAAGCAGUCAAGAGGGGAUUUACGGGAGGUACGGUCAAUAAAAGGGGAUUUCCUUGGGCGAGUGGCGCAAACGAUGGCGUUCACAAAAGAGGAUUCCCCUGGACCAUAAACGGGUGAUACAUAAAUUAAGUCUCAAGGAUUGGUCGGUUAAGCCCCUAAGAAAGUCUUACGGAAGAAGAAACAAAGUCUCAUUUCAA
Messenger RNA from Porites lobata, 4782 nucleotides. The record is from the annotation of a GenBank genome assembly. NCBI's taxonomy places the organism in Eukaryota, Metazoa, Cnidaria, Anthozoa, Scleractinia, Poritidae.